Messenger RNA from Aureobasidium musti, 2013 nucleotides. The record is from the annotation of a GenBank genome assembly. NCBI's taxonomy places the organism in Eukaryota, Fungi, Ascomycota, Dothideomycetes, Dothideales, Saccotheciaceae.
AUGACUAUUCCAGACGAGGUCGAUAUCAUUGUUACUGGCGGAGGAUCAUGCGGGUCAGUUAUGCUCAUUGAGGCUGGAGAGUCUAACCUCAACAACCCUUGGGUGUACCGUCCUGGUAUCUACCCUAGGAACAUGAAGCUGGACAGCAAGACGGCUUCAUUCUAUUAUUCCAGACCUUCGGAAUGGUUGGGUGGUCGUCGUGCUGUGGUGCCUUGUGCUCACAUCCUUGGUGGUGGUUCUUCUAUCAAUUUCAUGAUGUACACUCGUGCUUCAGCCUCCGACUACGAUGACUUCCAAGCCAAAGGUUGGACCACCAAGGAACUGAUCCCUCUCAUGAAGAAACACGAAACCUACCAAAGAGCCUGCAACAACCGUGACAUCCACGGCUUCGAAGGCCCCAUCAAGGUCUCUUUCGGCAACUACACUUAUCCUGUCAUGCAGGACUUUUUGCGUGCCGUAGAGUCCCAAGGCAUCCCCGUUACAGACGAUCUCCAAGACUUGAAGACCGGACAUGGAGCCUGCCACUGGGAGAAGUGGAUCAACAGAGAUACUGGACGUCGUUCAGACUCUGCUCAUGCAUAUAUCCACAGUACCCGUGCUCAUCACUCUAACUUGCACUUGGUUUGCAACACCAAAGUCGAGAAAGUGAUUAUGGAAGGUGGUAGAGCUGUUGGCGUCAAGGUUGUUCCUACUAAACCGCUUACUCCUGGUCAAGACCAAGCCAAGAUCUACAAGGCUAGAAAGCAGAUCAUUGUUAGUGGAGGCACUCUGAGUUCUCCUCUUAUCCUUCAGCGCUCUGGCAUUGGUAUGUUCAAGCCUAACAUCAAUCUUAAACACUUGAAUAUUUACAUGACAUACNNAGGUGACCCUGAGAAGCUUCGUGCUGCAGGAGUCAAGCCACUGGUCGACCUUCCCGGUGUCGGUCUCAACUUCCAAGACCACUACCUUACUUUCUCAGUGUUUAGAGCCAAACCUCACAUCGAGUCAUUUGAUGACUUCGUCCGCGGUGACCCUACCGUGCAGAAGGCAGUGUACGACCAGUGGAACGUCAAUGGCACAGGUCCUCUCGCCACCAACGGUAUCGAAGCCGGUGUCAAAAUCCGACCCACCGAGGAUGAACUCACCCAGAUGGACAAAUGGCCAUGUCCAGAAUUCCGCUCAGGUUGGGACAGCUACUUCAAGAACGCCCCAGAUAAGCCAGUGAUGCACUACAGCGUCAUCGCCGGCUGGUUCGGAGACCACAUGAUGAUGCCUCCCGGAAAGUUUUUCACCAUGUUCCACUUCCUGGAGUACCCAUUCAGCAGAGGCUUCACGCACAUAACCUCUCCCAGCGCCUACGACGCCCCCGACUUUGACGCAGGCUUCAUGAACGACAAACGAGACAUGGCACCCAUGGUCUGGGGCUACAUCAAGUCCCGCGAAACCGCUAGACGCAUGGACGCCUACGCCGGUGAAGUAACUUCCAUGCAUCCAUUCUAUGCCUACGACAGUCCUGCCCGUGCUUUAGAUAUGGAUCUGGCUACUACAAAGGCAUAUGCGGGUGAAAAUCACAUUACUGCGGGAAUUCAACAUGGAAGUUGGAGUAUGCCCCUUGAAUCUGGCACUGCGCCUUCGCCGUCUUUCCUCAACAGCAACAAGCAAGAGAUCCGUGAGGACUUGACGUACACAAAUGAAGACAUCAAUCAUGUUAUCGAGUGGACAAAACGUCAUGUCGAGACCACCUGGCACAGUCUGGGAACUUGCUCCAUGGCUCCCAAAGAAGGAAAUUCGAUUGUCAAGCACGGAGUCCUUGAUGAACGCCUCAAUGUCCACGGUGUCAAGGGCUUGAAGGUUGCUGAUCUGUCGAUUUGUCCUGACAACGUUGGGUGUAACACUUACAGCACUGCACUCCUGAUAGGAGAGAAGUGUGCUAUGCUCGUCGCCGAAGAUCUGGGCUACUCAGGCUCGGCCUUGGACAUGAAGGUGCCCAACUACCACGCUCCCAGAGAGAUUGCUGGUUUGUCUCGUCUGUAG